UAAAUCCCUCUCCUUCCUCUCCCCUUCCCCUCCAGGCCUCCACUCCCACCACCUCCACCUCGUCUCCCACCACCGCCGCGCGCGAGCCCUAGCCCGAUCUCGCCGGCGGCAGGCGCCAGAUCCCGCCGCCCGUUGCGCCCCGGGACGCGCCCCGCCGGAUUCACCGCUCCUCGCGCUGCAGCACGCCUGGGCCAGGACAAGAGGGCAACUCUGGGGGCACAAAGUAAUUCACCUUGGUUACAGGUUACUGCGUGGCAUGUAGUAUUGUAUUAUUGGUGGAGGCUGUCACCACAAGGCAUAUGUUGUGAUUUGUCGAUGGCGAGGAGAUGAAACAAGUGUGGGGGCGGAGCAGCAAGGACAUGACAGCCAUGCCCCCUCUGCGCCACCGAGGCGCUGCUAAGAAGCCCAUGUGGAUCAUAGUUCUAUUGUCAUUGGUUUGUGUUGCCCUUAUGGGGGCCUAUGUAUACCCACCACGGCGCUACUCCGCAUGCUACUUCUUUGCUUCGAGUGUCUGUACUCCGUUCAAGGAUUGGCUACCUGCUGUUGCUCGGGAGCGAACCGAUGAAGAGAUAGUUUCAUCCGUGGUUAUUAGGGAUCUUCUUUCGAUGCCUAUGGCUGUGUCAAAGAACCCAAAGAUUGCCUUUAUGUUCCUGACACCAGGUACAUUGCCUUUUGAGAAGUUGUGGGAGAAAUUUUUACAGGGUCAUGAUGGGCGAUAUUCCAUCUAUAUCCAUGCAUCUCGUGAAAAACCUGUACAUUCUAGCUCUCUGUUUGUUGGGCGUGAAAUUCACAGUGAAAAGGUAGUAUGGGGGAGGAUUUCGAUGGUUGAUGCAGAGAAGAGGCUGUUAGCAAAUGCAUUGGAAGAUGUUGAUAAUCAAAUUUUCGUCUUGCUUUCUGACAGCUGUGUUCCACUACAUACAUUUGAUUACAUAUAUAAUUAUCUGAUGGGAACCAAUGUCAGCUUCAUUGAUUGCUUCCUCGAUCCUGGCCCACAUGGAACUGGAAGGUAUUCGAUGGAAAUGCUUCCUGAAAUAGAACAGAGGGACUUCAGGAAGGGUGCCCAGUGGUUUGCUAUAACACGAAGGCAUGCUUUAUUGAUUCUGGCAGACAACCUUUACUACAAUAAGUUCAAGCUGUACUGCAAGCCAGCAGAGGGACACAACUGUAUUGCUGAUGAGCAUUAUUUGCCAACCCUCUUCAAUAUGGUCGAUCCUGGUGGAAUAGCUAACUGGUCGGUGACUCAUGUUGAUUGGUCUGAGGGAAAAUGGCAUCCAAGGUCAUAUAGAGCUGCAGAUGUUAACUAUCAACUCUUAAAGAACAUAACGUCUGUCAAUGAGAAUUUCCACAUUACAAGUGAUGAUAAGAAAGUUAUGACACGGACUCCAUGUAUGUGGAAUGGAACAAAAAGACCAUGCUACCUUUUUGCUAGAAAGUUUUACCCAGAAUCUCUGAACAACCUGCUGAAGCUAUUCUCCAGUUACACAUAGGCUUGAGUUCUACAUGAUUUUUUUCCCCAUUUGGCCUAGGUGAUUCCCCUAGGAUUUCUUUUUUCUGCUUUAUGUAAAUUGUGAAAUUGAUACUUAGAGGCUUAACACACAGUUACAGAUCCAGGGCCAGUGAUGUAAUUCUGAGUCCCUUGGUAGGGCUGAGGUGCUGUUUGUUUAGUAUUUACGCUGCCCUCACUGUCAUUCGUGGUGCCCUCUGUAUGACUGUAUGCUUCUGUUAGCCCUUCACUUCUCUCUCUCUGCUCUCUCAUUCUUAGAUUCCUAGCUCCCAUUUCCUGAGUAACAGGGGUUUUGUCAGUUCCUACUGUUAUUAUAAGAUUAAUUCUUUUUCAGACACGAAGAGAUUAUGAAAUCAGUUACACUUUAUAGUUUAA
Molecule: messenger RNA, 1879 nt
Organism: Sorghum bicolor (sorghum)
Lineage: Eukaryota; Viridiplantae; Streptophyta; Magnoliopsida; Poales; Poaceae
Exons: 11
Coding region: 327-1487 (386 amino acids)
Cellular component (GO): membrane
Molecular function (GO): glycosyltransferase activity
Source: RefSeq, a predicted model, not a curated record